UCCAUUCAUAGGGGUGUUGCGUUGGUGUUUUUGGGCGUUUGCCUCGGUGAGAUCUCCUGAGAGAGAGAGGGAGGGGGAGAGAUGAAGCUGUGGAAGAGAGCCGCCGGAGCUCUCAAGGACCGGAACAGCCUCUUGAUCAACACCCUCUCGCGGCGGCAACGCCACAGCUCCGACCUCCACGCCGCGGUCAUCCGGGCCACCAGCCACGACGAGGCCCGGGUCGACUACCGGAACUCCCAGCGCGUCUUCGCUUGGGCCCGCACCGCCCCGUCCAUCCACCUCAAGCCCCUCGUGUGGGCCAUCUCCUCCCGCGCCCACCGCACCCGCAGCUGGUCCGUCGCCCUCAAGUGCCUCAUGCUCCUCCACGGCGUCUUCUGCUGCAAGGUCCCCGCCGUCCAGCGCAUCGGCCGCCUCCCCUUCGACCUCUCCGACUUCACCGACGGCCACUCCUCCCUCUCCAAGACGUGGGGCCACAACGCCCUCGUCCGCGCCUACUUCAACUUCCUCGACCAGAAGUCGGCCUUCCUCUACGCCGACCUCAAGGAGAUCCGCAAGGUCAAGGCCGCCGGCCCCGAGGACUCGAUCAUGGCGGAGAUCGUCAUGCUCCAGAAGCUGCAGUCCCUCCUCUCCCUCCUCCUCCAGGUCAGGCCGCAGGCCGAGGGGAUGCGCGGCACCCUCGUCCUCGAGGCCAUGGACUGCAUCAUCAUCGAGAUCUUCGACACGUACAGCAGGGUGUGCAACCUGAUCGCCAGGGUCCUCUCGCGGAUCUACGGGGCCUCGCUGGCCGAGGCCUCCAUGGUGCUCUUGGUGCUCCGGCAGGCCAACGCGCAGGGCGACGAUCUCGCCGACUACUUCGAGUUUUGCAAGGUCUACGGCGUGCUCAAUGCGUCUGAGUUCCCGAAGGUCGAGCGGAUCCCGGAGGAGGACAUCCGGGAGGUGGAGAGGAUAGUCAACGGUGAGGGCGAAGAGGAGUCUAAGGCCAUCGUGGUGAGAGAGAGCAGCGGCGGCGGCGGCGGCGAACUGGUGCUGUCGUCGGGGAAGGUGUUGAGGACCGUCGUGACGGACAAGUGGGAGGUCUUCGACGACGGCGGCGACGACCUCACGAGCGUGAACGGCGGCAAUGGAAUGGAACGGGACAUUGUUAGUAUAAGAAGUUUGAACGAUCCUCAACCUCAACGUCAACCGCACCAUGUGCACGCUUGUAAACUUGAGAUUCCGGAUUUAAUCACUUUCUAGUAAAGUUGGAGUGGAUAGACAUACAUAUAUUUCUUGCAGUCUUUUCUAAGAAGAAUCUCAUUGCUCGCAAAUGUCACCGGAAAGAUGGAGACUCUUUUGGCUAAUGCCCACCUACAUUUUGACGAUAUGGCAUGGUGUGAUGCUGACACUUGCGGGGCUUCUAGGCGUGUCAUCGAGGUCGGGAAAAAGUUGCGAGCGAGUAUGAUUGAGCGACUGUAAUCUCCUCGUUGAGAAUUACAAUGAGACCAUCUCAUCGACCUCUUGCCAUGGAGUCGGCACGCUCUCGAGCCACAUAAAUUGGACAUGUUAGGUUUACCUUUUUUGCAUUUAUUUCUCUUUUGAAUCAUUUUUGUAACGGUAAUAAUCGGAAAUGAAGAGCUAAUUGA
This is a messenger RNA of Eucalyptus grandis, 1622 nucleotides long. Its product is annotated as putative clathrin assembly protein At1g25240. Gene Ontology annotation, cellular component: clathrin-coated pit; clathrin-coated vesicle. The record is from RefSeq and is a predicted model, not a curated record. Gene Ontology annotation, biological process: clathrin coat assembly; vesicle budding from membrane; clathrin-dependent endocytosis. Bases 82 to 1236 code for a protein of 384 amino acids. Lineage: Eukaryota; Viridiplantae; Streptophyta; Magnoliopsida; Myrtales; Myrtaceae. The transcript has a single exon. Gene Ontology annotation, molecular function: phosphatidylinositol-4,5-bisphosphate binding; clathrin heavy chain binding; 1-phosphatidylinositol binding.